This is a messenger RNA of Fusarium redolens, 1115 nucleotides long. RefSeq lists its product as uncharacterized. Bases 177 to 1115 code for a protein of 312 amino acids. Lineage: Eukaryota; Fungi; Ascomycota; Sordariomycetes; Hypocreales; Nectriaceae. The record is from RefSeq and is a predicted model, not a curated record. The transcript has a single exon.
CUUGUUUUACUUUAUAUACUUUCUCUAUUGCCUGGCUCGCUAAAGAUCCUGUCUUUCUCGCCAAGAGGAAAGUCGGUCAGAAGGUUGGUGCACAAGUCACGGAUGAUCAGAUGUAUCGCAUCCAUUUCUUGUCGCCUAUUCUCAGUUGACUGUUGGUCUUUCACUACCGCGCUGGGAUGCAUGAGAUCGGCAUUGCGGUAAUGAAUGCUUGGGGAUCUGUUACGUACCCUGCGCAUUUGUACAAUACGCUCCAGCAGGAGGGACUACUUGUUAACCGGUGGCAGAAUAUGGAUGUGGUUAGGAGCUUACUUGGUGAUUCGAACUUCUUUGUUGGUAACCCGCCCAAGAACAAGGAUGAGUAUUUGAACAAAUUCCUACUUCAGGUGGGUUACUCUGCCUCUGCCAUUACAGCGCACAAAGGUUGUCCUUUACGACAGUCGAAGAGCCAUCAGGACAUGGCGUCUCGCUCUGGUCCUCCCGGCAUCAAGGAUGGUGUGCCUGUGUCGAGCAUAUUCAUCGAGAGAUAUCUACGACAGUCUGGACAAGUCAGCCUCACACCUGAGAACGUUGACUAUAUCAUUUCUGGAAGAAACUACCUCGAAAAUCAUUCCGAAAAUGAUGUAUCCUUCGUAAAAGCCGAUGGCGCACGAGAUCCCGAGAUCCAAAAACAAAAACAAAACAAAAAAGCAACAGACGGCGGUAAACUCAAACCCGGUGAACUUCUCAAACCACUCGCCAUGGCCCUCACCGCCGAAAUGUUUGAGUUUUCCUUCCCCUACCUCGUUCUGCAUCGUUGGGCUUGGAAAUUUCUUCGUCAGAUCAAAAGCGUCUGCGAUCCUGUACUGCAACGGUUAUAUGGUCCUGCGUAUCUCGAUCAAGAGAAAAAGCUCCCGCUUACGGUAGAAUAUAUACUCAUGACAUUUGCGGAGGAUCCAGAUGGUGAUGGGAGAGAACUCAUGAGGAUUGCAACGAGGGACUUGAAUAGGUUGGUUUGUCAGAAGGGGAUUUGGGAUGUGGCGAUUACGGCGGCGGGGAAGAUGUAUGGGUCGCAAUUCGAGCUUGAUAAUGUUGACGAUGAUGAUGGUGAUUUAUCUGAGCUGCCGCCUCCCGAGUAA